GGUCUCUGCUAUUGUAUGGUGAAAAACGACUGCCACGUCUGUCCAGGCUUAAAAUCAUUUGACCUUCCAUCCUCUGCUUCCAGUAAGGCGGAAACCACAGCUAUGGGAGAUGCAGAGAUGUCCGUGUUUGGGGUCGCAGCUCCAUACCUGCGCAAGUCUGACAGGGAGCGUCUGGAGGCACAGACACGCGCCUUCGACAUGAAGAAGGAAUGCUUCGUUCCUGAUCCCGUAGAGGAGUUUGUCAAGGCCACUAUCACCAGUCGAGAAGGAGAAAAAGUGACUGUGCAGACAGAAUCAGGAAAGACAUUGACCUGCAAGGACAGCCAGAUUCUGCAACAGAAUCCCCCCAAGUUUGAUAAGAUUGAAGACAUGGCGAUGCUAACUUUCCUUCAUGAGCCCGCUGUGCUGUUUAACCUUAAAGAGCGAUACGCAGCAUGGAUGAUCUAUACCUACUCAGGGCUGUUCUGUGUCACUGUCAACCCCUACAAGUGGCUGCCGGUAUACAACCAGGAAGUGGUUGUAGCUUACAGGGGUAAGAAGAGGAGUGAAGCUCCUCCGCACAUCUUCUCCAUCUCUGAUAACGCCUACCAGUACAUGUUAGCAGACCGUGAAAACCAGUCAAUCCUGAUCACUGGAGAAUCAGGCGCGGGGAAAACGGUCAACACUAAGAGAGUGAUCCAGUACUUUGCCAGCAUAGCAGCAAGCAGUGUAAAGAAAGACGCUGCUGUUCAAAACAAGGGGACCUUGGAGGAUCAAAUCAUCCAAGCUAACCCUGCUCUGGAAGCUUUUGGCAAUGCCAAGACUAUCAGGAAUGACAACUCCUCAAGAUUUGGUAAAUUCAUCAGAAUUCACUUUGAUACCAGAGGAAAAUUGGCAUCAGCUGACAUUGAAACAUAUCUCCUGGAGAAGUCUCGUGUCAUCUUUCAGCUCAAAGCAGAGAGAGACUAUCAUAUUUUCUAUCAAAUCUUGUCAAACAAGAAACCUGAGAUACUUGAGAUGCUCCUGGUGACACCGAACCCCUACGAUUAUGCCUUCAUCUCUCAGGGAGAGACGACGGUUCCUUCUAUUGAUGAUGCAGAUGAACUCAUGGCGACUGAUAACGCUUUUGAUGUACUGGGCUUCACACAAGAGGAAAAAAACUCUGUGUACAAACUGACGGGAGCCAUCAUGCACUAUGGCAACAUGAUGUUUAAGCAAAGGCAGCGUGAAGAGCAGGCAGAAGCCGAUGGAACUGAAGACGCUGACAAAGCAGCUUACUUGAUGGGCCUGAACUCUGCCGAUCUCAUUAAGGGUUUGUGUCACCCACGAGUGAAAGUAGGGAACGAAUGGGUGACCAAAGGACAAAAUGUCCAACAGGUGAACUAUGCAGUUGGCGCUUUGUCCAAAGCUGUGUAUGAGAAAAUGUUCCUCUGGAUGGUGAUGAGGAUUAAUCAGUCUCUAGAAACUCGGCAGGCACGACAGUACUUCAUCGGCGUGCUCGACAUUGCUGGCUUUGAGAUAUUUGACUUUAACACCUUUGAGCAACUCUGCAUUAAUUUCACAAAUGAAAAGCUGCAGCAGUUUUUUAAUCAUCACAUGUUUGUGCUGGAGCAAGAAGAAUACAAGAAAGAAGGUAUAGAGUGGACCUUCAUUGACUUUGGCAUGGACCUGCAGGCCUGUAUUGACCUAAUUGAGAAGCCAAUGGGUAUCAUGUCUAUCCUCGAAGAGGAAUGCAUGUUCCCAAAAGCUACAGAUGCCACCUUCAAAGCCAAGCUUUAUGACAACCACCUGGGGAAAUCCAGCAACUUCCAGAAGCCGAGGGUUAUGAAGGGAAAAGCAGAGGCUCACUUUGCCCUGAUUCACUAUGCUGGCACUGUAGACUACAACAUUAACAACUGGCUUGUGAAAAACAAGGACCCACUGAAUGAAACUGUGGUUGGACUCUACCAGAAAUCAUCACUGAAACUACUGGCCUUACUGUUCGCCAAUUAUGCUGGUGCAGAUUCAGCUAUGUCAGACAGUGCUAGUGGCAAAAAAGAGAAGAAGAAGAAAGGCUCAUCGUUUCAAACAGUGUCUGCACUUCACAGGGAAAAUCUCAAUAAGCUAAUGACAAACUUGCGUUCAACUCAUCCCCACUUUGUACGCUGCAUAAUUCCCAAUGAGAGCAAAACUCCGGGUGCGAUGGACAACCCUCUUGUUAUGCACCAGCUGCGGUGCAACGGUGUCCUGGAGGGCAUCAGGAUCUGUAGAAAGGGGUUCCCCAACAGAAUCCUGUAUGGUGAUUUCAAACAGAGAUAUCGUAUCCUAAACCCAUCUGCAAUCCCAGAAGGACAGUUCAUUGACAGCAGGAAAAGUGCUGAAAAACUGUUGGCUUCACUUGAUAUAGAUGUUCAACAGUACAGAUUUGGACACACUAAGGUGUUUUUCAAAGCUGGUCUAUUAGGUCAGUUGGAAGAGAUGCGAGAUGAGAGACUGUCUAAAAUCAUCACGGGAAUUCAAGCAAGGUCUCGUGGGCUUCUUUCGAGAAUUGAGUACCAGAAGUUGGUGGAACGCAGGGAUGCCUUGCUUGUAAUCCAGUGGAAUGUGCGCGCCUUUAUGAGUGUCAAGAACUGGCCCUGGAUGAAGCUUUAUUUCAAGAUCAAACCAUUAUUGCGUUCUGCUGAAGCAGAGAAGGAAAUGGCCAAUAUGAAAGAGGAGUUCCUGAAGCUCAAAGAGGCUUUUGCCAAGUCAGAAUCCCGUAAAAAAGAGCUAGAAGAGAAGAUGGUGUCUCUCCUUCAAGAGAAGAAUGAUCUCCAGCUUCAAGUGCAGGCGGAGCAAGACAACCUCUGUGAUGCUGAGGAAAGAUGUGAAGGGCUGAUCAAGAAUAAGAUCCAGAUGGAAUCUAAAGUGAAAGAGCUGACUGAGAGACUAGAGGAUGAGGAAGAGAUCAAUGCUGAACUAACAGCGAAGAAGAGAAAGCUCGAGGAUGAGUGCUCGGAACUGAAGAAAGACAUCGAUGAUCUUGAACUGACUUUGGCUAAAGUGGAGAAAGAGAAGCACGCCACAGAAAACAAGGUGAAAAAUCUGACUGAAGAAAUGGCAGUUCUAGAUGAAAUCAUAGCCAAGCUAACCAAGGAGAAGAAAGCUCUACAGGAGGCACAUCAACAAGCCCUGGAUGACCUGCAGACUGAAGAGGACAAAGUCAACACACUCACCAAAGCCAAAGUCAAACUGGAGCAGCAAGUUGAUGAUUUAGAAGGGUCUCUAGAGCAAGAAAAGAAGAUUCGUAUGGAUCUUGAAAGGGCAAAGAGAAAGCUGGAGGGGGACUUAAAGUUGACCCAAGAAAGUAUAAUGGAUCUGGAAAAUGACAAACAACAACUGGAGGAACGUCUUAAGAAGAAAGACUUUGAAAUCAACCAACUUACUAGUAAAAUUGAGGACGAGCAAGCCAUAAUUCUGCAACUCCAAAAAAAAUUGAAAGAACUGCAGGCUCGUGUAGAGGAACUGGAGGAAGAGCUGGAGGCAGAACGGGCUGCGAGGGCCAAAGUUGAGAAGCAGCGUGCGGAUCUGGCGCGAGAGCUGGAAGAGAUCAGCGAGAGGCUGGAGGAAGCUGGAGGAGCCACUUCUGCUCAGAUCGAGAUGAACAAAAAAAGGGAGGCAGAGUUCCAGAAACUGCGGCGAGACCUCGAAGAGGCGACGCUGCACCACGAAGCCACAACUGCCACAUUGAGAAAAAAACAAGCUGACAGCAUGGCAGAGCUCGGUGAGCAGAUUGACAACCUGCAGAGGAUCAAACAAAAGCUGGAGAAGGAGAAGAGUGAACUGAAACUGGAGCUGGAUGACGUGGUCUCCAGCAUGGAACAUAUUGUGAAAUCCAAAACCAACCUGGAGAAGUUGAGCAGAGGUUUGGAGGACCAGCUGAAUGAAUUUAGAAACAAGUGUGAGGAAAACCAAAGAUCUCUUAACGAUUUUGCAACGCAGAAGACCAAGCUUCAGGCUGAGAAUGAUGAACUUUCUAGACAGCUAGAGGAAAAAGAAUCACUAGUUUUUCAACUCACAAGGGGAAAACAGUCCUACAGUCAACAACUUGAAGAUCUGAAAAGGCAGCUUGAUGAGGAAGUCAAGGCCAAGAACGCUCUAGCCCAUGCUGUGCAGUCUGCACGUCACGACAUGGACCUCCUGCGUGAGCAGUAUGAGGAAGAGCAGGAGGCUAAGGCUGAGCUGCAACGUAGCCUCUCCAAAGCCAACGCUGAAGUGGCCCAGUGGAGAACCAAGUAUGAAACUGAUGCCAUCCAGAGGACAGAGGAACUGGAAGAAGCCAAGAAAAAACUGGCUCAGCGUUUGCAGGAUGCCGAGGACGGAGUAGAAGCGGUGAAUGCGAAAUGUUCUUCUCUUGAGAAGACCAAGCACAGGCUUCAGAAUGAGAUAGAAGAUCUCAUGGUUGACAUGGAGCGGUCUAAUGCAGCCGCUGCAGCCUUGGACAAAAAGCAAAGACACUUUGAUAAGGUAUUAGCUGAAUGGAAGCAGAAAUAUGAGGAAUCUCAGUGUGAACUAGAAAGCUCUCAAAAAGAAGCCAGAUCUUUGAGCACUGAACUCUUCAAACUGAAGAACUCCUAUGAGGAAUGUUUGGAUCAACUGGAGACGAUCAAAAGAGAAAACAAGAUUCUUCAAGAGGAGAUAACUGACCUAUCUGAGCAACUUGGUGAAAGUGGAAAAACAAUCCAUGAAUUGGAGAAGAUCAGAAAGCAGCUAGAACAAGAGAAAGCUGAUAUACAGGCUGCCCUGGAGGAGGCUGAGGGCUCCUUAGAGCACGAGGAGGGUAAAAUUCUAAGAACGCAGCUGGAAUUCAACCAGAUAAAGGCUGACAUUGAGCGCAAACUGGCUGAAAAGGAUGAGGAAAUGGAGCAGUCAAAAAGGAAUCUAAUGAGGACAAUUGACACUCUACAAAGCUCUUUGGAGGCUGAAACUCGUAGCAGGAAUGAGGCUCUCAGAGUAAAGAAGAAGAUGGAAGGUGAUCUGAAUGAGAUGGAGAUUCAGCUGAGUCAGGCCAACAGACAGGCAGCAGAAGCCCAGAAACAGCUCAAGAGCCUCCACUCCAAUCUUAAGGACUGCCAGCUUCAGUUGGAUGACUCCCUCCAUGCCAUUGAUGAUCUAAAGGAGAACACUGCCAUUGUAGAGCGACGUAAUGUUCUGCUGCAGGCAGAACUCGAGGAGCUUAGAAAUGUCGUCGAGCAAACCGAGCGUGGACGAAAGCUUGCUGAGCAAGAACUGCUUGAUGUCAGCGAGAGAGUGCAGCUCCUGCAUUCACAGAAUACUAGCUUACUGAACCAAAAAAAGAAACUAGAAGCUGAUACAUCCCAGCUUCAGACUGAGGUGGAGGAAGCAGUGCAAGAGUGCAGAAAUGCAGAGGAAAAAGCAAAAAAGGCCAUCACUGACGCUGCCAUGAUGGCAGAAGAGCUGAAGAAGGAGCAGGAUACCAGUGCCCACCUGGAGCGCAUGAAGAAGAACAUGGAACAAACGAUCAAGGACCUGCAGCACCGCUUGGAUGAAGCAGAGCAGAUUGCCAUGAAGGGGGGCAAGAAACAAGUCCAAAAACUGGAAGCCAGGGUAAAGGAGUUGGAGAGUGAACUUGAGGCAGAGCAAAAGAGGAGUAGUGAAUCUGUGAAGGGAAUUCGUAAAUAUGAACGUCGCAUUAAAGAACUUUCUUACCAGACUGAAGAAGACCACAAGAAUAUCGCCCGCCUUCAGGAUUUGGUGGACAAGCUGCAACUAAAAGUUAAGGCCUACAAGAGAUCAGCCGAGGACGCUGAGGAACAGGCCAAUGUUCACCUUGGAAAGUUUCGCAAACUCCAGCAUGAGCUGGAUGAAGCAGUAGAGAGGGCUGACAUUGCUGAGUCCCAGGUCAACAAACUGCGUACGAAAAGCCGUGAAACAGGCCCAAAGAAAGUGUUUGAUGAAGAGUGAAGCUCCAGACCUUCAACCUUCCAAGACUGCAGUAGUAUCUACACUCUUUCAAAGUGUGCCACCCCCCACCCUGUUUCCUGCCUCACAAAAUAAAAUCACAUCCUGCAUUUAGA
This is a messenger RNA of Electrophorus electricus (electric eel), 6035 nucleotides long. RefSeq names its product myosin-7-like. Gene Ontology annotation, biological process: adult heart development; sarcomere organization; cardiac muscle contraction. Lineage: Eukaryota; Metazoa; Chordata; Actinopteri; Gymnotiformes; Gymnotidae. Gene Ontology annotation, cellular component: cytoplasm; myosin II complex; myosin filament. The record is from RefSeq and is a predicted model, not a curated record. Gene Ontology annotation, molecular function: microfilament motor activity; actin filament binding; ATP binding.